Messenger RNA from Cladophialophora psammophila CBS 110553, 1308 nucleotides. RefSeq names its product fumarylacetoacetase. NCBI's taxonomy places the organism in Eukaryota, Fungi, Ascomycota, Eurotiomycetes, Chaetothyriales, Herpotrichiellaceae. Gene Ontology annotation, molecular function: fumarylacetoacetase activity. Bases 1 to 1308 code for a protein of 435 amino acids. Gene Ontology annotation, biological process: L-phenylalanine catabolic process; L-tyrosine catabolic process; homogentisate catabolic process. The transcript has a single exon. The record is from RefSeq and is a predicted model, not a curated record.
AUGGCACCGUCAUCAUGGCUUGACAUUGCCUCUGAUAGCCGGUUUUCCCUCGCCAAUAUCCCAUUCGGCAUUGCCACCUUUCCAAAUUCAGAGAAGCCAACAGUGGCAGUCGCCAUUGGAGAUUAUGCUCUCAACUUAGCCGUUUUUGCCUUGCACGACGGAUUUUCUCAGCUUGCGGAGAUUCAGGCUCACGUUGGAGUCUUCGACAAACAGAGCCUCAACGGUCUUGCAGCCCUAGGGCGAAGCCUCUCGGGGGCCGUACGACGCUAUUUACAAGACAUCUUCCGGGGAGACACGCCGUAUCCUCAUCUACUAAAAGACAACAGGGAACUGCGAAACCAAUGUCUUGUGCCCUUGACGCAGAUUCGUAUGCAUCUCCCAUUCCACAUCGGAGACUUUAGCGAUUUUUACGGAGGAAUGAACCAUGCGUACAACGCCGGUGCGCUGUUCAGGGGCCAGAAUGGAGCUCUCUUGCCAAACUAUUUGCACCUUCCAAUGGCCUAUCAUGGCAGAUCGUCUUCGAUAUUUGUGUCUGGGACGGCUGUACGGAGGCCAUGGGGACAGAUUGUCGAGGAUAUCACUGCCGCCGAGAAGCAUCCAAUAUUCGUCCCGUGCCGGACCAUGGAUUUCGAACUCGAACUCGGCUGUUUUGUCUGCGGUGGCAAUCAGCCAUUCGACAACAUCUCGAUCAAGGAAGCCGAAAACAACAUAUUCGGCUUCGUCUUGCUGAACGAUUGGUCGGCACGAGACAUCCAGCGGUGGGAAUAUGUACCACUGGGCCCUUUCAACGGCAAGAACUUUGCUACGACAAUCAGUGCCUGGGUUGUCUUAGCAGAUGCCUUGGAGCCCUUCAGGAAGCCCGGAAUGAAACAUCCAGGAACACUCUUGCCGUAUCUGCAGGAACAGCGCGAAGCCUUCACAUAUGAUCUGAACCUAGAGGUACAGCUCGUGAGUGGCAGCACGAAAAGGAAAUCAACCAUCUGUUCGACCAACGCAUCCGAUGGACUGGUCUGGUCUUUCCCUCAGAUGCUAGCCCACCACACCAUAACAGGUUGUACCAUGAGAGCCGGAGAUCUCUUAGGAUCGGGGACGAUUAGCGGUGAGACUACCUCGUCCCUGGGGUGUUUGUUAGAGCAGACAUUGAAUGGAAAGCGGCCAAUUCAAUUAGAAGGAGGAGAACAGCGAGCAUGGUUGGAAGACGGCGAUGAGGUCAUCUUGAAAGCUUGGGCUGGCAACGAGAUGGAUGGAUAUGUUGGUUUUGGCGAUGCUGCUGGAGUCUUGCUAUCUGCUCACAAGCAGAUUGCGUAA